Molecule: messenger RNA, 618 nt
Organism: Arabis nemorensis
Lineage: Eukaryota; Viridiplantae; Streptophyta; Magnoliopsida; Brassicales; Brassicaceae
Source: the annotation of a GenBank genome assembly
AUGUUUUCUCUUAUGCAGGGACUGUGGAGUUACAUGUUCAGCAAGACUGAGUUCCAUGUGCUCAUUCUUGGUAUCGACAAAGCUGGAAAGACGACUUUUUUGGAGAAACUGAAGACGAUAUACUCAAUCUCUGAAGGUCUUCCUCAUGAUCGAAUUGUUCCUACUGUUGGGCUUAAUAUUGGUCGUAUUGAAGUCUCCAAUGCUAAAAUUGUGUUUUGGGACCUGGGAGGUCAGCCUGGUUUGCGGUCGAUUUGGGAGAAGUAUUAUGAAGAAGCACAUGCAUUGAUAUAUUUGAUCGAUGCAGCUUGCCCAUCCCGCUUUGAAGAUUCAAAAUCUGCUCUAGAAAAAGCCCUGCGGCAUGAGGAUUUGCAAGGAGCCCCUCUUUUGAUAUUGGCAAACAAACAAGAUCUCCCAAAUGCUGUAUCGGCUGAGGAACUGGACCGAUACCUGGAUCUAAAGAAAUUGGACGAAAGGGUGUACAUGUUUGAAGCAGUUUCUGGAUAUGAUGGACGAGGGAUCAAAGAAAGUAUAGAAUGGCUGGUUGGGGUGAUGGAGAGAAGCAAAAGAACUGAAACAUUAAGAGCCCGUGCAGGAUAUGUGCCCGUGCCAACUUCCUAG